AUGAGAUCUUAUUACACAUUGGAAACCUGUUCGGGGUGAGUGUGAGUGACUUCAACCUUCGUCACCAGCGUUGACUGUAACCCCUCCUCAGAACCUGUCGCGCUGACUAAACACUCAUUACACUCAUCUCUUAUCACCCAGCCCACAUUAUCAUUCAUUCCAGUCGCUUCUUCAUCGAAGACGGAAUGUCUCUCGCUUCUUCCAAAUGGGAUACGCUCGCGUUCGCCCUCUCGGCCGCCUGUCUUUCCGCCGGCAUCGUCCUUCUCGUCUCGCUUGUCACGUGGCAGAGCCAGAUCGCGCGGAUCGCCGACGAGGCAUUGGUGGAGACGCACCAAUUCCAGGAGACGUCCGAACAAAUCUGGGAUGAUUUGAUAUUUGUGGCCACCGGCGAGCACGAUCGGCAGAAACGGCAUGCCUGUAAGUUUGCCGUUUCGAUAUUGGUAGACCUCUUUUUUUCUUGCAGACUUGACCCGCGCACCAAUCCUUCCUGUGACUGGUGGAGGAUCGCAGUACGCAAACCGUGGACAGACUGUGAACCGCGCGUGCAAUUGUAAAGGACCUCAGGGACCGCCCGGAAUCGACGGAGAAGACGGAUGUGAGUUGUGGGUCGGAAAAACUACGACUUCGAAGGAUAUUGUGGCUCUUUGAAGUAGGAGAGCUCCUCAAUAUCACUUCUUCCAAAGGCUACCGCAGCCCAGAGAUUUGUUUUAGAAAAACCAAGCAUUCACGGAACAAUUUCCAGCGGGGUUGGAUCCUAAAAAUGUUGACAAUGUUCAUAGCCAACCUUUUUUCCAGACGACGGUGAGCCAGGAUCCCCAGGCGAAUCGGGCGACGACGACGCCUCCGUGCUCCGCCACGAUCCAGGCCGUUGCGCGCAAUGCCCAGCGGGUCCAAUGGGACCGCCAGGCCCACGAGGAGACUCUGGACCGCCCGGUAGAAUUGGAUCGCCCGGAAUCAACGGAAUGCCCGGCAGACCCGGAACGCCCGGAUACCCAGGAGAGCCCGGUCUUCCAGGACCAGUGGGCGAGCACGGAGAAGACGGAAAACCAGGAGCUCCCGGACAAAACGGACGGCGCGUUCGAAGACUGCCUGGACCACCGGGACCGCCGGGACCAGAAGGAGAUGCGGGCGUUGCCGGAGGCCAAGGAGGACCCGGAGUGGCCGGUGCGCCCGGAGAAUCGGGACCGCCCGGAGAGCACGGACCUGAAGGACAAAAAGGAGUGGACGGGGAGCCUGGAGGCGUCGGACUUUCGGGACCGCAAGGGGUCGACGGCGAGUAUUGUCCGUGUCCGAAACAGGCGAAGAAGAGUGUUUUUGUGUGA
This is a messenger RNA of Caenorhabditis sp. 36 PRJEB53466, 1322 nucleotides long. Lineage: Eukaryota; Metazoa; Nematoda; Chromadorea; Rhabditida; Rhabditidae. The record is from the annotation of a GenBank genome assembly.